This is a messenger RNA of Hydra vulgaris (swiftwater hydra), 4730 nucleotides long. RefSeq names its product protein strawberry notch homolog 1. Gene Ontology annotation, biological process: regulation of DNA-templated transcription. Gene Ontology annotation, molecular function: histone binding; chromatin DNA binding. Gene Ontology annotation, cellular component: nucleus. Lineage: Eukaryota; Metazoa; Cnidaria; Hydrozoa; Anthoathecata; Hydridae. The record is from RefSeq and is a predicted model, not a curated record.
GUACAUAGGUAUAAAAUGAAAUAUUACGCGUGGUUGGCAACCGUUGAAGAAAUUGAGAGCUAUGUUAAAAUUAAAAUAAUUAUUUUUCACUUAGAUAGUGGAUAAGCUCUGAAAUAAUUCCUUUUAAUAUCAAAAUGGAUGAUAUAUUGUCUGCAGCUCUCGGACAAAGUGGUUUAAAUUCAUCAUUUUUAGAAAACCAAGAUGGUGAUAAUGGCGGUUUUAACGUAAAUGGGGCAGAAAUCUUCCCUGUUGUUAAUAUUCCUACUCAUGUUAAAUCGAUUAUACCCCCAACAAAUAUAGGUUACGAUAUUGGUGAUGAUCUAACGGAAUUUUUAUGUAUGUUAACAGACUCAGUAAAUGAUAUAAAACAAAACACAAAUGUAAAUGCAAAUACUAACAGUAAUGGUAUUAAGCAUGUUAAUACAACUACUAAUGAGAGUGAAGCAAUAACUGGAGAUGUUGGAGAAAAAGAAAUGCUUGAUUAUUUUUUUAAAUCAGAUGAAGAGGAUGAAGAAUCUGUUCCUUCGCCUGCUACCGAAAAUACUUCUGUUCUGUUUCACCCCAUAAAUAUGUCAUCUAUGUUUCAAACUCAAAAAACUCAAAAAAAUUCAACUUUAAGUGUGCAAUUUCCUAAAUUGGUUUCAUCAAAAACUAUUGUAACACUUCCUAGUGUUAACAACUCUGAAUUUUUUCAGAAUCAUAAUAUAAUAAAAAACUCUUUCAAAACUAAAGAGGGAAAACAAAUAAUUUCAAAUAAUUUUCCAGCUUAUGACACACUAUCCCCUAGAAGUGUUGUUAUGAAUACACCAAAUAAAACUGUUAAAAAGUUUCAGAAUAAAAAAUCACCACCUGGAUCAUCAGGUAAACCUUUGACAUUUGCUAAUCCAAAAAGCCCUUCUGACAUUGAAAAAAAAAGACAAUCAAUUCAAAAAGUUUUAGCAUCUCCAAAUUUAACAGCAAGAGAAAAGCAAUUUAUAAUGAAAAGUGCAAUAUCUCAUAAUAUAAAUGCAGAUGCGAUUCAGCUCCCUUCAAGUCCGAAAUCUAUUUCUUCAGUUCUGAAAAACUCAUCAACUUUGUCUCCAUCAAAUGAAUAUGAAGAAGAUGAUGAAGAUGAAAAUGAAUUAGCACACACAGAUACUUUUGCUGAAUAUAUGCCUAGUAAAGUAAAAGUUGGUUUUAGACAUCCAGAUCCUGUUGUUGAAACUAGUUCAAUGGCAAGUGUUCCACCUCCAGAUGUCUGGUACAAUCUUUUAUUGCCUCAAGAUGUUGUUUUGGAACGUAAAUUGUCAGCUCUUCAGCUUGAAUCUGUGGUAUAUGCAUCGCAACAACAUGAGCAGCUACUACCAAAUGGCAAGCGAGCAGGUUUUUUGAUUGGAGAUGGUGCUGGUGUUGGAAAAGGAAGAACUGUUGCCGGUAUUAUCUAUGAAAACUAUCUUCACGGUCGUAAAAGAUCAAUUUGGCUCAGUGUUUCAAACGACUUACGCUUUGAUGCAAUGAGAGAUCUUAGAGAUAUUGGAUGCCGAGCAAAAGUUCUACCAUUAAACAAGUUUAAAUAUGACGAAAAAAUAACAUCUAAAGUUAAUGGAAAGUUCAAAAAGGGUUGCAUCUUUUCUACAUACUCAGCAUUGAUAGGUGAAACAAGUGGCAACUCCCGUUUCAAAAGUCGGCUUGAUCAGCUUCUUCACUGGUGUGGGGAAGAUUUUGACGGACCGAUAAUUUUAGACGAGUGUCACAAGGCUAAAAACUUAAUGCCUGCUGGUUCUUCAAAACCAACAAAGACAGGUAUUACGGUGAUGAAGUUGCAAGAUAUGUUGCCAAAAGCAAGAGUUGUAUAUUGUUCUGCUACAGGUGCAUCUGAACCAAAAAACAUGGCUUAUAUGAAUAGACUUGGGUUGUGGGGAAAAGGAACUGCUUUUAAAGAGUUUACCGAUUUCAUUCAAUCUGUUGAAAAGAGGGGUGUUGGGGCAAUGGAAAUGGUUGCCAUGGAUAUGAAGCUGAGGGGCAUGUAUAUUGCAAGGCAGUUAAGCUUUUCUGGAGUAACCUUUGACAUAAAAGAAGUAAAACUUUGUGCUUCUUUCAUUGAAAUGUAUGAUGCUUCAGUUAAGUUAUGGCUUGAUGCUAGAGAUAAGUUUGAAACAGCUGCUGAUAUUGUUGGAUUAGAUAGCAAGGGAAAAAAAACUAUGUGGGGUCAGUAUUGGUCUGCCCAUCAGCGAUUCUUUAAAUAUUUGUGUAUUGCAGCUAAAGUAAAAUCUGCCGUUGAAAUUGCUAAAGAAGCAAUUGAAAAAGGAAAGUGUAUACUCUUUGGACUUCAAUCCACAGGAGAGGCACGUACACUUGACCAACUCGAUGAAAUGGGUGGAGAGUUAAAUGAUUUUAUUUCAACAACAAAAGGUGUCUUUAGUACAUUAGUUGAAAAACACUUUCCUACAACUGUGGAUUCUAAAGCUAAUCACAAUAACACUGAUUGUAAAAGAAAGCGUGAUUGGAAGAAAUCUCACAAACAGAAACGACGACGAUAUCAAGAUGGUGUCGAAUUUAUGUCAUCAAGUGACUCAAGUGAUAGCGAAAAUGAAUCAAAAAAUGAGGCCAGUGAUCUUAUAUUGUCUGAUAGUUCAAAUGAAAGUGAGGAAGAAGACUUUUCUUCAGGAAGCUUGUCUGAAUCGGAUGAGGAUGCUUGGAUGAAAGACUCCAGUGAAAAAAGAUCUAAAAAAUCAAUUAAAAAACUUACGAUUAAAUGCUCUGUUGAUCCAAGUAUGAGUGCUCUUGCUGCUGCUGGGCUAAAUGUUGGUCACAAAUAUUCAUGGGCAAAUUCAAAUGAAAAUAGCCUUGAUGUUACAAAAAAUAUGAAAAGUAAUCGCGCUAAGACAGCAACGCCUUCAGGUUUAUCUCUGCGUUUAAAUAAUGUAAAACAAGUGUCAUCUCACCUGGAUCAAGUUCAACAUUGUCAACAGAUGAAGAAAAAUUUACUUGAUCAACUUGAUGUUAUUGCACCGUAUCUGCCUCCUAACACUCUAGAUGAACUUAUAGAUGAACUAGGAGGUCCUGAACAUGUAGCUGAGAUGACAGGCAGAAAAGGUAGAAUUGUUGCUAAACCUGAUGGAACCUUUGGCUAUGAACCCCGCAGUAAAGACGAUGUACCGCUAGAGUUGUUAAAUGUUGCUGAAAAGAAGCGUUUUAUGGACGGAGAGAAAUUGAUUGCUGUGAUUUCUGAGGCUGCAAGUUCUGGAAUCUCUUUACAAGCUGACAGAAGAGUCAAUAAUCAAAGAAGACGUGUUCACAUUACUUUAGAAUUACCUUGGAGUGCAGACAAAGCUAUUCAACAAUUUGGUCGAAGUCAUCGGUCUAACCAGGUUUCAGCUCCAGAGUAUCUUUUUUUGAUAUCUGAACUUGCUGGUGAACAAAGAUUUGCUUCAAUUGUUGCAAAACGACUAGAGAGUUUGGGAGCUCUAACACAUGGAGACAGAAGAGCAACUGAGUCAAGAGAUUUGAGCAAGUACAACAUUGAUACCAAGUAUGGGCGGCAAGCUCUUGAUAUUGUUUUAAAGUCAGUAAUUGGUCAAGAGAAACCAAUAGUACCCAGUCCAACUGGCUACCAUGGCAACUUUUUUGAAGAUGUCAAGAUUAGUUUGGUUGGCAUUGGACUGAUUCAGAAAGAUGAACGAACAGGUUCUUGUACUUUAGCUGACAAAGAUUGUACAAAUAUAAGUCGUUUCUUAAAUCGAAUACUUGGAAUGUCUGUUUCCCUACAGAACAAUUUGUUUCAAUACUUUACUGACACUUUAUCAGAAAUUAUUAAAGAAGCAAAAAGAAGUGGAAGAUGGGAUGAAGGAAUUGUUGACAUUGGUUCUCAAGGUGAAGCUGUCGUUCAAGUUGAUGUUCAGACAUUUUUUUGUCCUUCAACAUGUGGUGAAGUAACAACUGAACUUCGAACUGUUAGUGUUGAAAGAGGCUUGUCAUUUUCAAAAGCUGUGGAAAUGAAUGCAAAAUCCCAUGAUCCAAAUGAAGGAUUUUAUAUUUCAAAACAACUUAGAAAUGGUAAAAAUACAGCAGCACUUGUUCUCAAACCUCACGGAAAACUUCUCUACGCAAUAUAUAGACCAAACAUUGGACUUGCUCAAAAGUUUGAAUCCUUAGAAGAUAUACAAAACAAAUAUGAAAAGGUAAAACCAAGUGAUGUUGAAGUCAUAUGGAAUGAGCAAUAUGAAUACUCUGAAAAAAAUUGCUCUCACGCCUUUUUACGUGGAUACUGCAAACGAAAAAUAGUCGGACUUCCUUGUGAGGUCGGCACGCGAAAACGUACUUGUUAUAUUUUAUGUGGUUCAGUAUUGAGUGUAUGGUCUAAAGUUGAAACUUUGCUUUCGUGUCAGCCUGGAUCUGCCUCAAAAAUGCAAAUAAUUAGGCUAAAACUUGAUAAUGGUGUCAAACUCGUUGGCAUGUCUAUACCCAGCAAUUGUGUCGAACCACUUAUUCGUGUUUUGUCCUCCGAUCUUCGAGUUGAACGAAAAAGACCUGAUUAUUAGUCACCUUUCACCCGUGUUUUUUUUCUUUGAUCGUUUAAACAAAGAAAAUGUUCAAGGGUGGUUUUAAUGAUUUUAUUUUCAUAUUUUUUUAUAAAAUUACUUCCAUUUAAAAAUGGUUAUGUCUAUUUUUUAACGACAAAAUAUACAUUUUAGUGUAGAGAUAUUGUAAAAUUUUCUUAUAAAAUUUAUAUAAAUUUUUGUUUGCUUUUA